ACAGCUUAAACCACAAGAGGAGACGACGCAUGAAAAUUGGCGUACCAGCCGAAACUGCCCAUGGCGAAACACGUGUGGCAGCAACUCCCGAAACAGUAAAAAAACUUAUUGCCCAAGGCCAUGAGGUGUUGGUACAAAGUGGGGCUGGUGUAAAAGCUAGUUGUCCUGACCAUGCCUAUGAAGCUGUGGGCGCAAUCCUUUGCGACGCAAAGCAAGCCCUACAAGCUGAGCUCGUGUUAAAAGUACGCGGCCCCAAUGAAGAAGAACGCUCCAUGAUGCAAGGCCAAAGCACUUUGGUGGGCAUGCUAGAUCCAUUUGACAAGAAAGGCUUGGAAGAAUUGGCCAAAAUUGGUCUUACUGCUUAUGCCUUGGAAGCAGCGCCGCGAACAACCCGCGCGCAGGCGUUGGAUGUAUUGUCCAGCCAGGCAAACGUGGCAGGAUACAAAGCUGUCAUGAUAGCCGCUGAUAAUUACCAAAGGCUCUUUCCCAUGAUGAUGACGGCAGCUGGCACUAUUAAAGCAGCCAGGGUCGUAGUGCUGGGGGUGGGCGUAGCAGGUUUGCAGGCUAUUGCAACUGCCAAGCGCCUGGGCGCGGUUAUUGAAGCUUCAGAUGUACGCCCCAGUGUGCAAGAGCAGGUACACAGUUUGGGGGCAAAGUUUAUUGAAGUACCUUACGAAACGGAUGAAGAGCGAGAGGCAGCCCAAGGAGUAGGUGGCUAUGCCAAACCCAUGCCACUUUCAUGGCUAGAGCGUCAGAAGGAAGAAGUAGCCAAGCGCGUAGCUGCUGCCGAUAUAGUUAUUAGUACGGCGCUGAUACCUGGUCGCGCUGCGCCGCAGUUGAUUACAGCAGAAAUGGUUGCUAGCAUGAAGCCAGGCUCGGUAAUCGUAGAUAUUGCCGCUGGACGCGGCCCCAAUGGGAUAGAUGGCAAUUGCCCUUUGACGGAAGCUGGCAAAACGGUAGUAAAACACGGUGUAACUAUAGUGGGACAAACCAACCUUCCUGCCUUGGUGGCUGCCGAUGCAUCGGCGCUAUAUGCUCGCAAUGUAGUGGAUUUUUUGAAGCUAAUUAUUUAUUCGGACGGUGAAAACAAAGGCCAAUUGCAUGUCAAUUUGCAAGACGAUAUUGUUGCUGCAUGUUUAGUCACACGCGACUACCAAGUGAUUUGGAAUGUAACACCGGCCUUGCACACACCACUGAUGGCGCUUACCAAUGCCAUUAGUGCAAUUGUGAUAGUGGGUGGAAUGCUAGCCACUGCAUUGACGCAAAUCCCUGCUGCUACAGUAAUGGGCACUUUGGCAGUGGCUUUGGCUGCGGUCAAUGUAUUUGGCGGAUUUUUGGUUACUAAGCGUAUGCUGGAAAUGUUCAAGAAAAAAGACAAAUCUACCAAAAAAGACCAAAACAAACCCGCUGCACUCAAAGGGCUCUCACACCCCACCACGUCUAUUCGUGGAAAUAUAUUUGGCAUGGUAGGAAUGGCUAUCGCUAUUGUUACGACUUUUGUGCUUAUUUUUAAAAUGGCCGAUGAGAUGCACGUGACUUUGGGUGCAAGCCUUGGUUAUGUUCUUGGAGCUCUGGCGAUUGGAGGGGGGAUAGGGGCCUAUAUGGCUCAUAAAGUGGAAAUGACCAAAAUGCCAGAAUUGGUGGCAUUUAUGCACAGCAUGAUAGGGUUAUCAGCGGUAUGCAUAGCAGUGGCUGUAGCGAUAGAGCCUUGGGCAUUUGGUAUUGCAGCGCAUGCGCCGCUGUCUAUUCCAGCAGGCAAUAGGGUCGAGCUGGCACUGGGAGCUUUUAUAGGCGCGGUUACUUUUAGUGGUUCAGUUAUCGCCUUUGGCAAACUCUCUGGGAAAUAUAAAUUUCGUUUGUUUCAGGGCACGCCCGUAACAUUCAAAGGGCAGCAUAUAUUAAACGCAAUCUUAGGUUUAGCAGUGGCCUUUUUUGUAUUUGGUUUUUGGCACAGUCAGAGCAUGAUGGACUUUUAUAUAGUUGUUGCGCUUGGCUUUCUUUUAGGUGUAUUGCUUAUUAUUCCCAUAGGCGGUGCUGAUAUGCCAGUUGUGGUGUCCAUGCUCAAUAGCUAUUCUGGUUGGGCUGCUGCGGGCAUAGGAUUUUCGCUUAAUAAUUCCAUGUUAAUUAUUGCUGGCUCUUUGGUUGGAAGUUCGGGUGCAAUUUUGUCUUAUAUCAUGUGCAAGGCCAUGAACCGUAGUUUUUUCAACGUUAUCUUGGGCGGUUUUGGUGGGGAAAGUGAUGGAGCAGCUACUGGAGAUGGACAAAAGCGCAAUGUUAAAACGGGCAGUGCAGAUGAUGUGGCUUUUAUUCUCUCCAAUGCUGAGAGCGUGAUUAUUGUUCCUGGAUACGGCUUAGCUGUUGCACGCGCCCAGCAUGCCGUCAAAGAGCUGGCGCAAUUGUUGCGGGAAAAA
Molecule: messenger RNA, 2411 nt
Organism: Darwinula stevensoni
Lineage: Eukaryota; Metazoa; Arthropoda; Ostracoda; Podocopida; Darwinulidae
Source: the annotation of a GenBank genome assembly